UAAAGUAAUUUACGCAGAACGUGAGCACGUUUAGCAAAUGUAUUACUCAGAUAAAUACAACUUACUGUUCUCUUUUUGAGGUUAUUAUUGAAAGAAAUUGUGCAAUAUUUUUGCUAUAAAUCUGAACUAGAUUUAUAUUUUCAUCUUUUUUUCUGUCGGAACAAUUUCAAGUGCUGUACCAAUACUUCCUCGUUUCUGGGUGGAAAGAAACGUGAUUUAAAGAACGGCUUUAGACAACCGGACAAAAUGCAGGAUCCAAACGCAGACACGGAGUGGAAUGAUAUUCUCCGGAAAAAGGGGAUUCUUCCCCCCAAGGAAACACCGAAGGAGGACGAGGAAGAAGAACAACAGGUCAUGCAGCAGUCAGUAGUGAAAACCUAUGAAGACAUGACACUAGAAGAGCUGAAGGAGAAUGAGGAUGAGUUCAGUGAAGAAGAUGAGAUGGCGAUCGAGAUGUACAGGCAGAAAAGACUGGCAGAAUGGAAAGCCAAUCAGAUAAAAAAUGUUUUUGGGGAGGUUGUGGAGAUGUCAGGUCAGGAUUACGUGAAGGAAGUGAACAAGGCUGGCCCGGGCAUUUGGGUGGUGCUGCAUCUCUACAAACAGGGCAUCCCUCUCUGCACCCUGAUAAACCAGCACCUCACUGAACUGGCCCGCAAGUUUCCUCAAACCAAAUUCCUCAAGUCCAUCUCCACCACCUGCAUCCCCAACUACCCGGACAAGAACCUGCCCACUGUGUUUGUGUACUUCGAGGGCGAGAUGAAGGCCCAGUUCAUUGGGCCGCUGGUCUUCGGAGGCAUGAAUUUGAAAGUUGACGAGCUGGAGUGGAGGCUGUCGGAGUCCGGCGCUGUGAAGACCGAUCUGGAGGAGAACCCCAGGAAGCAGAUCCAGGACCAGCUGCUGACCUCCAUCCGCUGCUCCGCCCCCGCCAAAAACCACAGCGACGAGUCUGACAGCGACGAUUAGCCCCACUCCGCUAGACCGAUCAGGAGCACGCGUGUGCGUGUGUGAGUGUGUGUGUGUGCGAGAGCGUGCAAGUGAGUGUGUGUGUGCAUGUCAGAGAGAGAGCGAUUGUGAGUGUGCAUAUGUGAAUGAAAUAAAACGACAUGCUUUUCCCUAAUUGGAGAGGAGUUUCAAUGACAGGUCACAUAACAUAAGUCUCCUAUCCAUUGACCAGGAUUCUCUCUCACUCAAGGUUUAUUGGCCAGGAUUUUAUAUCCUACCUCCUGAAAAAAUGGGUGGAGCUGUUACUUGCUUUGCUUUUUAAACCAAUAAGUUUAAUUGUGGGCUGAUAUAUUUUGAUAUAGGUUCAUUCAGAUCAGUGACUGAGAGUUCCACCUGUUUCCCUCCAUUUUCAAUCAUCACUCCAGUCUUGCAUUUGCGAGGGCCAUUUUAAAAUCAGCUGGAUCAUUUCCCUCAUAUUUAUUUAUUUUUCCCCUUUCUUUUUUUGUCAUGGAAACAUUUUGCUUUAGUCCUGCCCUCAUGACCUCUUGCGGGGGUGAUUUGGGGGUUGUUCAGGACCUUGCUGUCUGUCUGCCCCUCUGGUAUGUGCUCGCUGGAGAAUGAAACGCAUGCUCUACAUCUCAUAAAAAAUGCAGGAAAUCAAACAUUUUUACAGGCGAAAUGUACAGUAUGUAGUGUUCACUGUACCUUUAAAAAAAAAAUUUUUUUAAACCAUUUCCCCUUUGAUUUAAGUUUCAUAAAGAGCUUUGGACAACUCUGA
Molecule: messenger RNA, 1720 nt
Organism: Anguilla anguilla (European eel)
Lineage: Eukaryota; Metazoa; Chordata; Actinopteri; Anguilliformes; Anguillidae
Gene: pdcl3
Product: phosducin-like 3
Exons: 6
Coding region: 247-963 (238 amino acids)
Biological process (GO): positive regulation of gene expression; protein folding; angiogenesis
Cellular component (GO): cytoplasm
Source: RefSeq, a predicted model, not a curated record